AUGGACACAGCGGACCCAGCCCGCGUAGCGAUCAGUAAGCAGGGGGCUAUUAUCGGUAGCCACGAACAGACGCUGCAGUACCUACUGGCUCAAGUGCACACACUCACAGACGAGCAGGCUAAAAUGCAAUCCGACAUUCAGUCCCUUCAACCCUCGGCGGAGUCGGAACCCGCUGCCGGUAGCUCAGCACUGCCCGCCCCGACCGCGCCGUUGCCUCAGCCCGCGGCGGAUCCCGAGCCCCAGCGGGGUCACCUGUUUCGCGACGCGGCCUCCCCGGAGCCGGAGCCGUAUGCGGGUGACCCAGGGGCCUGUAGCGGUUUUCUGUUACAGUGCGAGCUGGCGUUCGGACGUUCGCCCCGCUCUUUCGUUUCGGACACGGUUCGAGUUUCUUAUAUAAUCGGGAAACUGCGCGACCGAGCCCUGAAUUGGGCCGAGGCUUACCUGAGCACACACCCGUUGCCGUCCUGUAGCUACGAUGCUUUUCUCGGCGAAUUCAAAAGGACUUUUGCCCACCCCGUCUCGGUGGGCAGUGCGGUUCGCCGGCUGUUAAAUCUCCGCCAGGGCCGCCGUAGCAUCGCGGACUACUUGAUCGACUUCCGCACCGCCGCAGCGGCAGUCGGCUGGCCCGAUAAAGCCCUUCAGGGAGUCUACUCGCAGUCGCUUAACGAGGACAUGAAGGAUCAGCUAGCGUCCCGUGACGAACCGGUUACCUUCGAGGAGUUAGCCACGCUCUCGCUUCGCAUUGACAACAGACUGCGGGAGCGAGAGCGGGAGAGGAACUCCAGCACCCGUCGGCCAGUGCGGCGUGCGUCACCUGUUUACAUUCCCCCGUCGCCACUUCCUGUUCAGCCAUCAGCCCCAGUCGCUGGGGAGAGGGCUGACCCGGAACCGGAACCCAUGCAGCUCGGGCGAUCCCGGUUGUCUCCGCAAGAGAGAGAGAGACGUCGCCGCGCUCGUUCGUGUUUUUACUGCGGUUCCGCGGAGCAUUUCAUUGCCGCCUGUCCGGAGAAGGGAAAAGGGGACGCCCGCCGCAUCCCCAUCGUCCUUGGUUUCACCUGGCUAAAGCUACAUAACCCACAUCUGGAUUGGGCUGGGCAAAAUGUAAUAAGUUGGAGCCCGUUUUGCCAUGCCAAUUGUCUCGUCUCAGCCCCGCCGUCAGCCGUUGCCGAGCCCACACGUGACGCGAGUGCUGCCGUGGACCUUUCUGUCGUACCGUCAGUGUACCACGAUUUGAGGGAGGUGUGUAACAAGGACAAAGCCCAAGCACUGCCCCCGCACAGGCCAUAUGACUGUUCCAUUACGUUGUUACCGGGCUCCCCCCUACCCACGAGCCGCCUUUACAAUCUGUCUCAUCCUGAGAAGGCAGCCAUGGAAAAGUACAUAAAGGACUCCCUGGCGGCCGGCAUCAUCAGACCCUCCUCUUCGCCUGUCGGGGCCAGAUUCUUCUUUGUCGGUAAGAAGGACGGCUCGCUCCGUCCCUGUAUUGAUUACAGGAGGCUUAAUGACAUAACAGUAAAAAACAAAUACCCAUUGCCGCUGAUCAGUUCCGCCUUUGAGCCGCUUCACGGUGCCACCAUUUUUACCAAGUUAGACCUCAGGAAUGCAUAUCACCUCGUCAGAAUCAGGGAGGGCGACGAGUGGAAAACCGCUUUUAACACUCACUUGGGGCACUUCGAAUAUUUAGUGAUGCCCUUCGGUCUCACAAACGCCCCGGCAGUCUUUCAAAACCUGGUGAACGACGUCCUGCAAGAUUUCCUGGACCGCUUCGUCUUCGUUUAUCUCGACGAUAUUCUGAUUUUUUCCAAAGAUGUGGUGGAACAUCGGGCGCACGUCAGAGCCGUGCUGCAGCGGUUGCUGGAAAACAAAUUAUACGUAAAGGCGGAGAAGUGCGUGUUCCACUCACCUUCCGUCUCCUUCCUGGGCUACGUCCUCGCGGGGGGGCAGGUGAAGACUGACCCGGCUAAGAUCACGGCAGUCGUGCAGUGGCCCGUACCUGCGUCCCGGCGGCAUCUGCAGCGCUUCUUGGGCUUUGCAAACUUCUACCGGCGCUUCGUCAGGAACUACAGCCAGGUAGCAGCGCCGCUGACCCAGCUGACGUCACCGAAGCUCCCUUUUAUUUGGAGCCAGGAGGCCGGAGCAGCGUUUACCAAGUUAAAGGCACUGUUUACCUCGGCGCCGGUUUUGGUUCACCCCGACCCCGGGAGACAGUUUAUUCUCGAGGUGGAUGCAUCUGACAUCGGGGUGGGGGCGGUGUUAUCCCAGCGCUCCGGCACGGCGUCCAAGCUCCAUCCGUGCGCCUUUUUCUCCCGUCGUUUAUCACCUGCUGAGCGGAAUUACGACGUGGGGGAUAGGGAACUGUUGGCUGUGAAGCUGGCCUUGGAGGAGUGGCGGCACUAUCUCGAGGGGGCGGAGCACCCAUUCAUAGUGUGGACAGAUCACAAGAACUUGACGUACAUUCGUGCAGCCAAGAGACUGAACUCACGUCAGGCACGCUGGUCCAUGUUUUUCAGUCGCUUUAACUUUUCAAUCUCUUACCGCCCAGGGUCCCGCAACGUGAAACCGGAUGCCCUUUCCCGGCAGUUUGACGCCACGGGGGAGUCGCCCGCCGUGCCCACCAUCCUCCCUGCGAGCGUCAAGGUUGGUUCCCUCACGUGGGAGGUGGAGGAGGACAUCCGUCGGGCACUGGAGACCGAGCCGGACCCCGGCACAGGGCCCCCUGACCGCCGCUUUGUCCCUAAGGCGGCCCGCUCCAAAGUGAUUGACUGGGUCCACAAGGGGAGAUUCUCCUGCCAUCCAGGAGGCGCGCGGACGAGUGCCCUUAUUAAAAGGUAUUUCUGGUGGGGGUCUAUUGAUAAAGAUGUCAAGGAGUAUGUGGCCGCCUGCUGUGUUUGUGCUAGGGGCAAAUCUAACACGCAACGCCCGGCUGGGUUGCUGCAGCCUCUCUCUAUUCCACGGCGCCCCUGGUCGCAUAUUUCUUUGGAUUUCGUUACUGGUCUACCUGUUUCUUCUGGCAAGACCGCGAUCCUCACUGUGGUCGACAGGUUUUCCAAAGCAGCUCACUUUGUCGCCCUCGAGAGACUCCCCACAUCCACUGAAACCGCUAAUCUGCUAGUCGACCAUGUGUUUAGGCUGCACGGGAUACCCUCGGAGGUCGUCUCAGACAGGGGACCGCAAUUUACAUCGCAGGUCUGGAGGGCGUUCUGUACAUCCCUGGGAGCGAAGCCAUGUUUGAGCUCUGGACACCACCCUCAGACUAAUGGUCAGACUGAACGCCUCAACCAGGAAUUGGAGGCCACUCUCCGCUGCGUCGCUGCCUCCAACCCGGCUUCCUGGUCAUCGUUAUUGCCGUGGGCGGAGUACGCACACAACUCCCUCACCUCGUCAGCGACGGGUCUCUCGCCUUUUGAGGCCUCUCUCGGCUACCAGCCACCCCUUUUUCCGGAGCGCGAGACCGACCUUGAGGUCCCCUCCGUCCAGCACCAUCUGCAACGCUGCCGACGGGUGUGGUCGCGCACCCGCCGGGCCUUGGGCCUGUCCGUCGCCCGCCAGCGCCGCUACGCGGAUCGCCGCCGCAAGGCGGCACCUGCCUACGCCCGGGGACAGAAGGUGUGGCUAUCCGCCAGAGACAUUCCCCUCAGGACGGACUCCCGCAAGUUGGCCCCACGCUUCAUCGGUCCUUUUGAGGUGGAGCGGGUGGUUGGCCGCUCCGCGGUCAGGCUAAAGUUGCCCUCCUCGUUACGGGUCCACCCGACCUUCCACGUCUCCCAAGUCAAGCCGGUUGUUGUGAGUCCGUUGUGCCCGCCUCCUGCUGCCCCGCCGCCCGCCCGGCUCAUCGGUGAGCAUCCUGCCUUCACGGUCCGCCGCAUCCUGGAUGUACGCCGCCGGGGAAGGGGCAGGCAGUUCCUGGUCGACUGGGAGGGGUACGGGCCGGAGGAGAGAUCCUGGGUUCCCCGGUCCCGGAUUCUCGAUCCCGCCUUGCUUUCGGCAUUCUACAGAGGCCGGUCGCCGAGAGGCGACCCUUGA
Molecule: messenger RNA, 4023 nt
Organism: Maylandia zebra (zebra mbuna)
Lineage: Eukaryota; Metazoa; Chordata; Actinopteri; Cichliformes; Cichlidae
Biological process (GO): DNA integration
Molecular function (GO): nucleic acid binding
Source: RefSeq, a predicted model, not a curated record